CAGGCUCGCGUUGCUGCUUCCCCGGACUUUUGCAAGCGGCGAGGCGGGCCUGCAGGCUGGAGCUGCAGCGUCUUCGACCAUCUCUUCGUUGUCCUCGCCUGCCGGCCGGGUGAGGCCAGGCCCGCGCGAAGGGCAGGCGGUCGCUGCCUCAGGCGGAGGCGGAGGUGCGGCGUGGGGUGGGGGCCGCUGCCUUCGCAGGCGCCCGGGCCGGCCCGCGCCUCUGCAACGUGCUCCAUGCAUCCGGAGCCCGCCCCGCCCCCGAGCAGCAACAGCCCCCAGCUUCCCCUAAACGGCGGCAGCAGCAACAGCGGCAGCCGCCGGAGCCGGCGCCGCAGCGGGGACGGGGAGCCCCCGGGGUCGUCGCAGCCGCCGCCGCCCCCACCGCCACCGCCUCCUGCCGUCACCUACCCGGACUGGAUCGGCCAGAGUUACUCCGAGGUGAUGAGCCUCAACGAGCACUCGAUGCAGGCGCUGUCCUGGCGCAAGCUCUACUUGAGCCGCGCCAAGCUCAAAGCCUCCAGCCGGACCUCGGCUCUGCUCUCCGGCUUCGCUAUGGUGGCGAUGGUGGAGGUGCAGCUGGACGCUGACCACGACUACCCGCCGGGGCUGCUCAUUGCCUUCAGUGCCUGCACCACGGUACUGGUGGCCGUGCACCUGUUUGCGCUCAUGAUCAGCACCUGCAUCCUGCCCAACAUCGAGGCCGUGAGCAACGUGCACAACCUCAACUCAGUGAAGGAGUCGCCCCACGAGCGCAUGCACCGCCACAUCGAGCUGGCCUGGGCCUUCUCCACUGUCAUCGGCACGCUGCUGUUCCUGGCCGAGGUUGUGCUGCUCUGCUGGGUCAAGUUCUUGCCCCUCAAGAGGCAGCCGGGCCAGCCGCAGCCCACCAGCAAGCCCCCAGACGACGGCGCGGCCGCCAAUGUCAGCAGCAGUGGCAUCACCCCGGGCCAGGCCGCCGCCAUCGCCUCUACCACCAUCAUGGUGCCCUUCGGCCUGGUCUUUAUUGUCUUUGCUGUCCACUUCUACCGCUCACUGGUCAGCCAUAAGACGGACCGACAGUUCCAGGAGCUCAACGAGCUGGCUGAGUUCGCGCGCUUGCAGGACCAGCUGGACCACAGAGGGGACCACCCGCUGACACCUGGCAGCCACUAUGCCUAAGCCCUCAGUCUGGGCACCUCAAAGCUUUGGCCUUACGCCCUUCCCCAUGACCUUGUCCUGCCCCAGCCUCAAGGACAGCCUGCACAGGGGGCUGAGUUUUCAUCAGGGGGCAGAGAGUGGAGGGAAGAGGCUUUUUUUUAAGAGAACUUACUGCACUUUGAAACUUUCCUCUAUGAGAAUAAGCACUUCCGGUUUUCCAGCUCCAGGUUUGCCUCCUGCUAGGAGGCCCCCAGUGGGAGCCAGAGCUGGGACAAACACUCCCUUUGUCCCUCCUCCUCCCCCACGCCAGUGCCACCUGGACGCCUCCUGUCCUUUCCAUCUUGGGCCCCCCUCCCCGUCGAGUGUGUACGCGCGCGUGUGUGUGUGUGAACACAUAAACGUACUCAUAAGGGA
Diceros bicornis minor is the source of this 1551-nucleotide messenger RNA. RefSeq names its product ORAI calcium release-activated calcium modulator 1 (gene ORAI1). The transcript is spliced from 2 exons. Gene Ontology annotation, molecular function: store-operated calcium channel activity. Gene Ontology annotation, biological process: store-operated calcium entry. The record is from RefSeq and is a predicted model, not a curated record. The coding region runs from base 235 to 1158 and encodes 307 amino acids. NCBI's taxonomy places the organism in Eukaryota, Metazoa, Chordata, Mammalia, Perissodactyla, Rhinocerotidae. Gene Ontology annotation, cellular component: membrane.